Molecule: messenger RNA, 2546 nt
Organism: Oncorhynchus kisutch (coho salmon)
Lineage: Eukaryota; Metazoa; Chordata; Actinopteri; Salmoniformes; Salmonidae
Exons: 7
Coding region: 108-1730 (540 amino acids)
Biological process (GO): ubiquitin-dependent protein catabolic process via the multivesicular body sorting pathway
Cellular component (GO): ESCRT I complex
Molecular function (GO): ubiquitin binding
Source: RefSeq, a predicted model, not a curated record
UAGGCUAUUUAUCCAGAUAUAAGUCAUUCAGCGUACACCUGUCCUGUCAACACUUUACACACACACGGUGGACCGACGAGACAACACUAUUCAAAAGGGGAGACAGGAUGACCAGUCUAGACGAGGUUCCCUUUAAGAGCCCUCUGGGGCCACUACAGGAGCUGGGGCCCCUGGGAGGAGAGAUAGAGCUGGUUACGGCCCCAGAGUUCACUAUACCAGACCACCUCCAAAUACUACAAGACACUGAGUAUGAGUUCACCUUAGAGAACUGGGUGAUGUCUGCGCUCCAUGGAGGAUGCUACCGACCCUGGGAUGCCCCGCCCCCAUCCUGUCCUCCGUACUGGCUCAUGUUCUCCAGUCCCCAGGAGAGUCGCUCGGCCAGCAGGUGGAACAGUGAUCUGCGGGGCUCUGCCCUCCGACCAAGGAGUCACAGCCUAAGCUCUGUGGACACACGUCACCUUAACCACCACCCUCAACCCCACCCCCACCACCGCUGCCAGCAUAGCCACCGAAAAAUCAAGUUAAUGGUCUCCGACUCGGAAGACGAAGCUGGCUACUCAGAAGACGACGAGGGUUCCUCCACUGAAGAUAACGCCUCAGACUCAAAGACACAACGUGGAGCCUAUCACGGUGGUGAACGGCCUCGGUCGCAAAGCUCUGCACCAAAACACCCAUUAUCCAGAGUCAAAGACCACCAUCUUGGAUCUUCAGGAUCUUCCUCGGCUCAUCACCACUCUAACCAGCCUUCCACUGGUGGUGAACGGCCACGGUCGCAAAGCUCUGCACCAAAACACCCAUUAUCCAGAGUCAAAGACCACCAUCUCGGAUCUUCAGGCUCUUCCUUGGCUCAUCACCACUCUAACCAGCCUUCCACUGGAGGUCGAGGCUACCAGGGUCGCAACAGGAGGGCCAACUCUUCCUCCGUCCUGGACUGCAGGAGGCAAGGGUCAUUCACCGGGCUCAAACAGGAGCAGGGGCGUACCAUCAGCCCACUUUGCCAUGGUCAGGCCAGCAGUCCCCAGUGCCAUGGUCAGGCCAGCAGUCCCCAGUGCCAUGGUCAGGCCAGCAGUCCCCAGUGCCAUGGUCAGGCCAGCAGUCCCCAGUGCCAUGGUCAGGCCAGCAGUCCCCAGUGCCCUGGUCAGGCUAGCAGUCCCCAGUGCCCUGGUCAGGCUAGCAGUCCCCAGUGCCAUGGCGAUCAGAGGCACUAUAGCAGAAAGAGGCAGCGUUCUUUGUGGUCAACGGGAAGGAAAAAUUCUGUGACCCCACAGCAGCCACAACGACCCUCUUCAGCUGGCCCUGAAAUCAAGAACAACAGGCAGACUACUCUGCGUCCGCGUAGCUCACACGGCGUAGGCUGUGACUCAUCUGCAGAGUUGCUGACGGCCCUAAGUCAGGAAGAAAGAGAGCUACUGGAGGCCAUCACUGAGCAGGGCUACCAUCUACACACUGCCAUCCUGGCUUUGCAGAAGACUGGCCACCGCAACCCACAACAGAUCCUGAGUUACCUGGUUGCCAGUGACCGUCUGUGUGCGCUGGGCUACGAAGAGGCUCAGGUGGAGGAGGCCAUGGAGAUGUUCCAGAACUGUGAGAGCAAGGCUGGUGAAUUCCUGCAGCUCCUGGCUCAGUUCAAUGAGAUGGGCUUCCAGCAGAGUGCCAUCAAAGAGGUUCUACUGGUCCACGAGAACCACAGGGAGAGGGCCCUGGAGGAUCUAAUGACACAGCACAACUAAUGGCUGUUCUACUGGUCCACGAGAACCACAGGGAGAGGGCCCUGGGGGAUCUUAUGGCUGUUCUUCAAAGAGGUUCUACUGGUCCACGAGAACCACAGGGAGAGGGCCCUGGGGGAUCUUAUGGCUGUUCUACAAAGAGGUUCUACUGGUCCACGAGAACCACAGGGAGAGGGCCCAAUGACACAGCACAACUAAUGGCUGUUAAACAAGAGGUUCUACUGGUCCAUGAGAACCACAGGGAGAGGGCCCUGGGGGAUCUAAUGACACAGCACAACUAAUGGCUGUUCUACUGGUCCAUGAGAACCACAGGGAGAGGGCCUUGGGGAAUCUCAUGGCUGUUCUACAAAGAGGUUCUACUGGUCCACGAGAACCACAGGGAGAGGGCCCUGGGGGAUCUCAUGACUGAUAUACAAAGAGGUUCUACUGGUCCACGAGAACCACAGGGAGAAGGCCCUGGAGGAUCUCAUGACAACGGAGGGCUCUAUUUAUUCCGUAAUCGCAGAAAUUCUCAAAUUGAGGGCAAUGUUCCCACAUUCACGGUAAACGCUGCAGAUUGUCGGCUUAAUAGGAAAAUAGCGUGAAAUAAUGCUUCAGCGAUACAGAUUAAAUAGAGCCCAUUAUACCGCUGAUUAAUGUGCAGCAAUAUAGUAACCUUUUAAUGGGUCAUGUUCAUUAGGGCACACUGUAGCAGAACAUUUUGAAACACAAAACAAAAGUGUGUGGCAGUCCUUUUAUGAACACAGCCAUGGGGUUUUUACUCCAUCAGAAUAUAGAUAUGAUGGAUUAUUGAUUUGCGAGUAAACAUUUAUUUUCACC